AUGGAUUUCAACCAAGACGAAGGAGAUUAUGGCGUUAAAUGCGUUACAUUCGAAAAGCUUAAACUAGAGAAUCGGAAAAUGGAUGUUGUUAAUCAUGUUAUUAGCGGCUGUAUCCAGUGCUGUACUUCAAGAAGUAAUUUUAGCACCCGAGAAAUGUUAUAUCCCAAUGCUCCACCUCCAUGGAUUCAAAUUACCGAAGAAGAGAAGGCGAAUCCGAAAGCAUGGGAAAAAUAUAAAACACCGAAUAAGAGAAUUUUUCUUUCUGAAGAAGAUAUCAAUGAGUACCUGGAAAAUCUGGAGUGUGGAGAUGAGAAGCUUGUUUAUGAGAUCACACGACAUUUAAAGGUCGAUCGGACCGAAGCGUGGAAAAUUGCUCAUAAAAUUCGCAGAAAACGAACCGAAAAAGCUAAACAAAAGCUAAAACUCGAAAAAGAAGAAGCAAGGAGAAGGGCAGCCUUGGAUAGAGAGUUGUUGAAACUGAAGAAAGCAGAUCAAAAGCGAGAAUUGAGUGAAAAACGACAAUUCCAAGAAGAACAACUCACUGAACUCAAAGAAAAACUAUUGAUGGAUGAAAAAAUGUUGAAAGAAGAACUCGAAGGAGGAGUAGAAGAAGAGAGCAACGAAGACGAGGAAGAAGACGCACAACCUCAAACGAAAAAGAAUAAUUUGAAUGUGAAAAGCAUGCUGCCGUGGGCUCCAAAUGUCUGCGAUAUUCUGUGUAUUGAUAAGCGAUCCAAACUGGAUUAUAACGAGCAGAAAAGAAUCACGGCAAUGUGCCAAAAUCUAAUGUAUCAAGGCGAUUUCCAGCAUGCCUCGAAUAAACAAGAGUUUAAGGAUAUUAUGAAAGCGAUUGAGGAUGAAUACAAUGCAAUUGUUGAAGCAGCUUUAGAAUGGGCAAGAAAAGAGCUGAUUUUCCCUCUUGACACCAAGUUCUCAAAGUUAACAAAACGCUGCCUGACAACGUGGCGACGACGAGCCCCAAUUGAGAAGAGUGUGUUGGUUUCAAAAAUCCUGCAUCAAUUCGAUUUUGGAAAAGAUGAUUCGAUGCGUGUAAAUGGAGAGAACAACGCGGUUGUGCCGCAACUUGUGAAGUGUUUACAAAAUGGAAAAUCUGACACGAUUAAGAUUCCUGAUAUGACAAGAAAAGCGCCGAUUACAAGAAAAUUUCAUAAGCUUUCUAAGGAAAAGCUUCCGAUUCACUUGGAUUUAAAUGCUGUUCAACAUGUUCUUGAUUCUGACAAUGUCUCGAUCAUGAUGGAUGCUACCACGGCUUGUCACUUCUUGACACCAUUUUGGGAAUCUCAUUCGUACGAUUUUUCUGUUUUGAUAAAUAUUUCCGAACAGGAACACAAUAAUAAAAUAAAUCGGAUUAUCUCGUUGAGUAAACCGAAUCCAUGUUACAGUGCAACGUCAGCCACAAUUUUGCGAUCCUCGGCAAAACGAAUAAUUCACAAAGAUUUCGUUGUAGAAUGCCCAGAAAAUCAAAAUUUAUCGUGGAAAAAUGAGAUUGCGAAAAGAAAAAAUAUUGUAGUGGAAUCGGAAUUACAAGUGGAUGAAGAGGCCGAUUUGAAUAUUGUUGAUGAUCAAGAGCCAUCAACGUCGACAGCUGAUGAUCCGUUGAGUUCAAUUUUUGCUGAUAUCGAAAAAAUGAACAAAACUUCGAAAUUGUCAAGCAUAUCUACCAAUGGCGACAAAAUGCAUACUGGAUACCAAUACGCAGUUUUUCGAAUUGGCGAAGUCGACAUUCUUAUUCGUUCGCGUCCUCCAUUUAAUGUUGCAUAUCCGGAAAAUAAUACGGAAAAAGGUGUUCAUUGCGCAAUAAAAAAUCAGCGAAUUUCGUUUGAACCGAGAAUGGAGUAUCUUCCGAAUGCUGGUGCGAUGGAAUUGGGAACAGAAGAAUGGAUUUGGAAUUAUCUGAAGAAAACAUUCAAAAUGUCAACAGCUCACGUAUUAUUCCGAGUUCAUUAUCAACUCGAUCAGUUACUUCAAAUUGAUGCAUGUACAAUGAGGGACAAAAAUACAUCAGCAAGACCACCAAAUGCUUUUUCAUUACUUUCAUCGCGCACCCUGAAAUUUGAAGAGUUUUUAAAAUGUCUGUUGAACUUGGAUUGUGGCGAAUAUCUCGCAUACCAGGAACAAGAGAAGCCGCUUAGGAUCACACCUGUGUUUAAUGAAGAAACACCGGGAGCAACUCCUGGAUAUUUGUUUGAGCUUAAGCCUGAUCAGUGCUCAACACUUGCUGAUAUCCCCGAUUUACAUUACUUCAAUGGAUUUUCACCGGAAGUUCUUCUACAGUGGCAGAUUAUGCAAACAAAAGCACCGCGCUCAUUUUUAGCCGAAGAUUCACCAGUUGUCAAAAAUUUACCAGCUCGAACGAGUAUUCAACAUGCGAACAAAUCGAAAAAAGUGAUAAAAGCAAAAAUACAGAAAAUGAAUCAACAUAGACCAAGGAACCCAGGAAUGAUUGAUUUGGAUGAUCCUUCGCUGGAAAUUGAUUUCACAAACGCGAGCUAUCUUCGCAAUAUGACCUUCGAGAAUCGCGAUUCUCCAUUAAAAACGCGUAAUGAUCGAUUUAAGCGUGGAAAAUCGCGCGGACAGGCUCGGAAUCGUGGACGUGGUCAGCGAGGAAGGAAAGCCGUCAAGGUUGAGACUUGA
This is a messenger RNA of Caenorhabditis bovis, 2655 nucleotides long. The record is from the annotation of a GenBank genome assembly. NCBI's taxonomy places the organism in Eukaryota, Metazoa, Nematoda, Chromadorea, Rhabditida, Rhabditidae.